Protobothrops mucrosquamatus (brown spotted pit viper) is the source of this 1294-nucleotide messenger RNA. Its product is annotated as phosphoethanolamine N-methyltransferase 3-like. The transcript has 10 exons. The annotation marks the transcript as partial. NCBI's taxonomy places the organism in Eukaryota, Metazoa, Chordata, Lepidosauria, Squamata, Viperidae. The record is from RefSeq and is a predicted model, not a curated record.
CCGAUUCACUGGAUCUUUAGCAGAAUUAGCCCGUCACGUUACCGCGGUGGAUUUUAUGGAUAGCUUCCUGAACCGGAAUCGGCAAGGAAACAGCCACCGGACCAACAUCACGUUUUUGCAGGCCGAUGUCACCAAUUUGGAAUUUCCAAGCCAGAGUUUUGACCUCAUCUUCUCCAACUGGCUGUUCAUGUACCUGUCGGACGCCGAGCUAAAUGCUUUGGUCCAAAAGAUGCUGUUGUGGCUACGACCGCAGGGCCAUAUCUUCUUCCGGGAAUCGUGUUUUUACCAGUCCGGAAACAGCCCAAGACGUUUUAACCCUUCCUUUUACCGAAAGCCUGCAGAAUACAAUCAACUGCUCACUUCGGCACAAGUGUCAACUGGAAACCUGUCUUAUGGCUUUGAGAUUGUCCUGUCUCGGUCAGUGAAAACCUACAUCAAGAAAAAGCAAAACCAGAAUCAGAUUUGCUGGCUUCUCCAGAAAGUCCCCCGGGAGCUCAAAAACACGCUUGGAUAUGACACCUUCCAGAAAUUUCUGGACAACGAGCAAUAUGCCACUCGGAGCAUCCGGCGCUACGAAUGGGUCUUUGGACCCACGUUUGUCAGCACAGGGGGCUUGAAGAGCACCAAGGAGCUGGUACGCUUGUUGGAUUUGAAACCAGGUCAACGUGUGCUGGACGUGGGCUGUGGACUUGGGGGUAGCGAUUUUUACCUGGCCAAGGAAUUUGGGGUGGAGGUCUUAGGCCUUGAUCUUUCCUCCAAUAUGGUGGAGAUGGCGCUGGAACGGGCGCAGGAGGAACCCAGCUCACUGGUCCAAUUUGAAAUCAGUGACGUGACCCGGAGGAUAUUCCCGCAAGCCUCCUUUGAUAUUGUUUACAGCCGAGACACAAUCCUGCACAUUGAAGACAAAAUCGGUCUUUUUCAGAGGUUCCUGUCAUGGCUGAAAGCUGGCGGGCAGCUUCUCGUCUCCGAUUAUUGCUGUGGGCCGCGUCCGUGGUCCACCGCUUUCACGCAAUACGUCGAGCAGAGGAAGUACAACCUGCUUACCCCGGAAGAGUAUGGCCAGUUACUGCAAGAGGCCGGCUUUGUCCAGGUCCGAGCGCUGGACUCAACGGACCAGAUGUUGUCUGCAUUGACUCAAGAGCUUCAAGCACUGGAGACAAGCAAGGAGAAGUUUGUCCAGGAGUUCUCGGAGGACGAGUUCGAGUCCAUGGCAUCCGGAUGGCGAGCAAAACUGCAACGUUGCGCAGCCGGAGACCAACGCUGGGGGGUCUUCCUCGCUCGGAAGCCAGAGUAG